This is a messenger RNA of Arabidopsis arenosa, 2101 nucleotides long. The record is from the annotation of a GenBank genome assembly. Lineage: Eukaryota; Viridiplantae; Streptophyta; Magnoliopsida; Brassicales; Brassicaceae.
CCCUAAAAAUCUCUGGUAGUCAGAUUGGUCUAUCAAUGGGAGAAUCUUCAACUACCGUUUUCUAAUAGCUCUUCGUUUCUCCACCGGAAAAGUUCGAUUUUUUCUCUCCUGUUUACUCCGAAAUCAUGUACUGUAAUUUAACAAGAAGCCAAGGAUUUCCAAUGGCGAUUAGGGUUUCAUUACAACAAACAACACUCAAAAGCUGUUUCCAGUUCUCAAAGUCUUCUUAUUUACCAGUUAAGUUUCAUUUAAACCCUAAAGGAAGAGCCUUUGCAAAUGUUUCGACUGGUUUAGUUAGUUCUCGUCUUAAUUCUAUGAAGAUUGGAAUGUUGAGGAAACCUGAAAGUGUUAGAGAGUUUUCGAGUUUUGAUUCUCAGAGAUUUGGCAAACGAAGUAGUAAUAGUGGUAGAGGGAAGUCAGGAUUAGGAUCCAAAGCUUUCCGAGAUAAGAGAAGUGGCGGUAAUGGCCGUUCUAGUGGAGAUUCAAUUUGGGUGAAGUCUGAUGAGAAACCAGUGGAAGAAAGGUUUCAGAGAGGUGAUAGGCCUUCUUGGGAGAAACGAGAUGGUAGAAGUGAUUCGGUUUCUGAUAGGAGAAGUAGAUUCAGAGGUUAUGGUGAAACGAGGAAUCGAGAUUCUUUUCGUGGUCGAAGAGAUGAUAGAAUCAGUGAAGUGGAAGAAGAAAGUAAGAAAGGUAGUGGGAAUUCAAUUUGGGUGGCUAGUAAUGAUGAUAAACCGGCGAAAGAGCAAUUGCCAAGAGUUAACAACCGGUCAUCUUGGGAUGAUAGAACAAGAGAUCAGAAUUCUUUUAGUGCCCGAGGUGACGAUAGAAUCGCGGAAGAAGUAGAAGAGGAAACAAUGAAUCAUGCCCAUGAAGAUGGUGAUGAAGAACCAGAUAAUACUAGGUGGUCUGAGAUCAAAAAUAGGUUCAAUAGAUAUGAUGUAAGAGAUCAAGGACGUGAUAAUGCAGCAUAUCGAAACUGGAAUAGGCAAGAGAGCUGGGGUAGGAAAACAUGGCAAGAAGCGACUGAGUCAAGUGUGCCUAGGCUGGAGGGUGAAGUGGUUUAUGGAGUAAGUCCAGUGUUGGCUGCACUCUCUGUUGGGAGACGAGAGUUUUAUGCUCUUUAUGUCCAAGAAGGUUUAGAUUUGAGCAGUAACAAUAGGAAGAAGAAAGACAAGAAAGGGUUCGAGAAAGUUUUGAAAAUCUCUGAAAAGCUCGGGUUAAACAUCAAGGAAACAUCGAAGCAUGAUCUUAAUAUGGUAGCUGAUAACAGACCACAUCAAGGAUUGGUGCUCGAUGCUUCACCGUUGGAACUGGUGAAAGUGAAAGAACUAGAUCCGAUUUCAUCAGAGGAAGAGAAAUAUUCUCUUUGGGUAGCUCUUGAUGAGGUCACUGAUCCGCAGAACUUAGGCGCGAUCAUAAGAUCUGCUUACUUUUUUGGAGCAACGGGUGUUGUGGUAUGCGCGAAAAACUCAGCUCCAUUAAGUGCAGUUGUGAGUAAAGCAAGUGCUGGAUCACUCGAAGUUAUGGAACUCAGGUACUGCAAAAACAUGAUGCAGUUUUUAGAAGCUUCUGCUGAGAACGGUUGGCGUGUGGUUGGUGGUUCGGUGUCUCCAAAGGCUGUUGCUUUGAACGAGGUUUUACCCGGCAGCCCGACAAUACUUGUCUUGGGGAAUGAAGGAACAGGUUUAAGGCCAUUAGUAGAGCGAUCAUGUACCGAAUUAGUCAGGAUUAGUGGUAAUAUGCCCAACGAUGUUGCAGUUACAGAGUCUGAUGAUGCAGAAGGUGAAGGCUUCAGAUCAUUUCUUGCCGUGGAAAGCUUGAACGUGAGUGUCGCAGCUGGUUUGUUUCUUCAUCACUUAAUAGGCAACAAAGCAAGUGCUUGAUUCCUCCUUGCGUUCUUCGUAUCAAUUACAUUUUUGCACCAAACUUGGGAUUUGCUCUUUACUUGUAUAACUUUAUGCUCUCAUUCUAUGGCUAUUUUACGAAAAUCUAUUGUUUUCCUAUCAUGACCUGAUCUAUCUAUGCUCGAAAAGCCGCAUUAUCGAUGUUCUAAUGUUGUGUUGCGUCAGUGAAGAGAUACAAACAAAUAAGUAAUUUAGAU